GCGACCCAUAGAGCUGGGUGGGGUAUAGGAGCAACCCAGGCUCCACAGCCGUCAUCCACGGACGCUUAGAUACAUGAUACAGGACGCUCGAAUCGCAUGCAUGGCUCGAGAUCGAUGUGUGAGGGGGACUGGUCUGGGGCUGAUCUGGAAUGUCGGGGUGUCGUCGGUUCUGUGUCGGUUUCGGCUUUGACUCUCCAGUCGUCGCCUGGGUAUGCUUCUGUCUGCGAUCUCGCAAGCCGACAGAACCACUGCAUCGAGCCUGCAGUUUCCUUCAUUGAGACUGCUCCAGACCAGUAUCGGAACGUCAUGGCUCGAGCGGCAACGUCCACCCGGUACUUUGAAACGACAAAAUCGCCCCUCGCCAUUCGCGAGUCGCCGCUCGAGGGCCGUUUUGCAGUGGCCAAGAUCAACAUUGAGCCUGGAGAUGCUGUGCUGAGCGCUCGGUGCUAUGCGAUCGCCCUGAAUCACAACUGCCGCAAACAGGCCUGCCACAACUGCUACGGAUUCACCCUCAAGACAUCGCUGCCGAUUGCGUGCUCGGGCUGCUCGUCAGUGUGGUACUGCUCCGAAACAUGUCGGCGCCGUCGCUCGGCCUUCCACGAUCUGGCCGAGUGCCGUUUCUUCCGAGAGAUCCAUCGACUUUCCCAGCCCGGUCUGUUCCGAAAGUGGACCAACGAUGCCAUCCGGGCACUGAAGCUGACCGAUCCCGAGAAGAAAGAGUGCCUGGAGUACGAGUACAAGGACCUGCAGGAUCUCGGCCGGUUAAUGCUGAGCGCGCUGCUCCGAAAGUCGAUGGAGGAGUCGGUCUUGCAGCUGAGGCACCAGGACUGGAGAGCUGCCUCGCCGCUCUGGGAGGACGUUAUGGCUCUGGUCUCGAACGAGGAGAGGCUUGGGUCCGGAGAGCUUGCCCAGCUGCGAUUCGUCCAUCAACUCUUCUCGACGCUGCCGCCGCUGGCGAACACAGACCUUCUCCAUCUUCCAUUUCCCACCUCCUCGACAGUCCCGGAAGCCAAACUGUCUAUCACUGCCGAGCACGGCUCAUCCGAUGUCUCGGAGCUGUCGCUCGAUUCCAACUUUAGCCAGCUCUACCGGAGACACUUUCCGAGCGCCACAGACUUUAUCCGAUUCAACGGCAUCCGGAAAAGCAACGCUUUCGGACUCUGGGACUCGGCCAACGAAGCGAUCGGUCAGGCCAUCUAUCCGUUUGCAUCGUACUUCAACCACUCGUGCGGACCUAAUCUGCUCCUGGACCACGGGAUGGCGGAUGUCGACAAGGAGGCCGGCAAGACUGCCGAGACGAAACCUCAGUCCGGAGCCACCCGGAAGCCCGAUGCCGAAAGUGGGGAUGGUAUCGACGACGAGACCGAGGCUGCCCUCGCCAGCGCACUCGCAGGAAUAUCGCUCGACUCAGAUAUUCAAGAAACGAACGGAUCGAUGCUCAUCCCACUCAAGCUGCUCACCAAGAUUGUGGAAAACGAGCCGGCGCUGCAUUUCCGCGCACUGCAUGCAAUCACUGCCGGCACUCCCUUGACGCACUCUUACAUCGAUGUAACGCUCCAGAAAGCCGUCCGACAGGAGACGCUGCGAGACGAGUACCGGUUUACUUGCCUGUGCGAGCGCUGCUCUGCGCCGGGCUCGGAUAACCCCGCAGUCCCAGACCCAUACAUUUCAAAGUACGUCUGCGUCGAGUGCGGCUUCCGCUUCGUCGAAGCAGAAGGCUGUCUGGAGUGUUGGGCACGAGGCAAUACAGCGCGCUGAGAGACCGUGGGACUCAUCGUCUCGUUCAGACAAACGCAUACCGUGGUCGGCUCAUAUUCAUACUCGGCCAAGAAUGGCCAAGUAUCCUGGCUAGUGCAGUCGAUGCUGCAGGCGACUCUGAUGCGGCCACCGUGAGAUUAUAGGAGAGG
Molecule: messenger RNA, 1907 nt
Organism: Polychytrium aggregatum
Lineage: Eukaryota; Fungi; Chytridiomycota; Chytridiomycetes; Polychytriales
Exons: 3
Coding region: 97-1758 (553 amino acids)
Source: RefSeq, a predicted model, not a curated record